AUGCCUCUCACAGCAUCCGAUGAGGAUGCCGCAACGCUUUCCUCCCAAGAGCAAUCUUCUUCCAUCUGGAAUCGUUUCGGCGCCCGUGUUAGUGGUGCCUUUAGUGGCGCAGACCCCCGAGUCUGCGUCGCUUUCUGGCUCUUCGGCCUUAUCAACAAUGUCCUAUAUGUGAUCAUCCUCUCGGCAGCCGUAGAUCUAGUCGGACCCGAUAUACCAAAAGGCGUCGUUCUCCUCGCGGAUGUGGUCCCGUCAUUUGCGACCAAACUUGUCGCCCCGCACUUUAUCCACCUGGUCCCAUAUUGGAUGCGCAUCCUCGUCUUCGCCUUGCUGUCAUCCGUGGGCAUGCUGGUCAUCGCCAUGAGCCCAGGUUAUACUGAUGGGGGAACGAUAGCAUCCAAGAUCGCGGGAAUCAUCCUGGCUAGCUUUUCUUGCGGUGCUGGGGAGCUGAGCUUUGUGGGUCUCACGCACUUCUACGGUCCGUUCAGUCUGGCUGCGUGGGGGAGUGGUACUGGCGCCGCUGGGCUGAUCGGAGCUGGUGCUUAUGCCCUCGCAACUUCGGCGCUGGGCUUCUCCGUUCAUGUCACUUUGUUGGUUUCGGCCUGCUUACCGGCCAUUAUGGCUAUGAGCUUCUUUGUCGUGCUCCCCAUGUCCCCCUUGAGAUCUGCUGAAAUCGGCGCUGAUAGAUAUCGUGCCGUUGAGGGCGGGGGCCGGGUGGAGGAAGAUGAAAUGGAUGAUGGCGCUGGUGGUGAAGACGAGAGGCUCUUGGGAGUGUCCCCCGUCCACAAGUCUAUCCAUGUCAACCAAGGUGGUUCCUGGCAGGACCAGGCACGCGUGAAUCUACAUCGCAUCAAGGGACUGUUCAUUCCUUUCAUGGUCCCGAUGCUACUGGUCUACAUCGCCGAGUACGUGAUCAACCAAGGUGUGGCUCCAACUCUGCUUUUCCCACUGCGUGAAUCACCAUUCGAGCACUUCCGCUCGUUCUACCCGACCUAUAAUGCCAUCUAUCAGAUUGGCGUCUUUAUAUCCCGCUCCUCGACCCCAUUCUUUCGCAUCCACAAUCUGUACCUGCCGUCGCUCCUGCAGGUGGUCAACCUUGCGUUGCUGACCCUCCAUGCUCUGUUUAAUUUUAUUCCCAGCGUAUGGCUUGUGUUCAUCGUCGUUUUCUGGGAGGGCCUCCUUGGUGGAGUGGUAUAUGUCAAUACCUUUGCUGAGAUUGCAGAGCAUGUUCCUAAGGAGGACCGUGAAUUCUCAUUGGGCGCUACCACUGUCAGUGACUCGGCAGGUAUCUGCAUUGCGGGCUUCCUCAGUAUGGGGUGGGAGGUCUGGUUGUGCAGUUGGCAGGUUGAACAUGGGCGUGAUUAUUGCCGACAAAAGACAUAG
This is a messenger RNA of Penicillium samsonianum, 1380 nucleotides long. RefSeq names its product battenin family protein. Gene Ontology annotation, biological process: regulation of intracellular pH. The record is from RefSeq and is a predicted model, not a curated record. The transcript is spliced from 3 exons. Lineage: Eukaryota; Fungi; Ascomycota; Eurotiomycetes; Eurotiales; Aspergillaceae. Gene Ontology annotation, cellular component: vacuole; membrane. Bases 1 to 1380 code for a protein of 459 amino acids.